Pomacea canaliculata is the source of this 2106-nucleotide messenger RNA. Its product is annotated as methylcrotonoyl-CoA carboxylase beta chain, mitochondrial-like. Gene Ontology annotation, molecular function: methylcrotonoyl-CoA carboxylase activity. The transcript is spliced from 17 exons. Gene Ontology annotation, biological process: L-leucine catabolic process. NCBI's taxonomy places the organism in Eukaryota, Metazoa, Mollusca, Gastropoda, Architaenioglossa, Ampullariidae. Gene Ontology annotation, cellular component: methylcrotonoyl-CoA carboxylase complex; mitochondrion. The record is from RefSeq and is a predicted model, not a curated record. The coding region runs from base 39 to 1745 and encodes 568 amino acids.
GGUCAUAGGUCAAGUUCGAAGUUCACGGUCAAAAAAAGAUGGCGUGUUUGCAAACUAUGCUUACUUCUCGACUGCUAGUGUUAGGAAAAUACACUGUUCGAAGAUAUGUGGCAAGACAACUCUUUACAGAUGACGUCGCCCCUUUAGGAACCAAAGUUGAUACCAGAUCAGCAGAAUUUCAGGAGAAUCACCAGCGAAUGCAGUUACUAGUACAGGAAUUAAAAUUGACAGUGUCCAAAAUAUUGCAAGGAGGAGGUGAGAAGGCACGUGAGCGACAUACAACAAGGAAAAAAAUGUUGCCAAGAGACAGGAUAAACACUUUGCUGGACCCUCAAUCACCAUUUCUGGAGCUCAGUCAGCUAGCAGGCCAUCAGCUGUAUGGAAAGGAAGAAGUGCCAGCUGGGGGCAUCAUUACAGGAAUUGGUCGUGUGGCUGGGUGUGCGUGUAUGAUAGUAGCUAAUGACCCGACAGUCAAAGGAGGCAGUUACUAUCCCAUUACUGUGAAAAAACACAUCAGAGCACAAGAAAUUGCUCAAGAGAACAACUUGCCAUGUGUUUACCUUGUGGACUCAGGAGGGGCUAACUUGCCACGGCAAGCAGAAGUUUUUCCAGAUCGAGAUCAUUUUGGUCGCAUAUUUUAUAACCAAGCCAACAUGUCAGCUCAAGGAAUUGCUCAGAUUGCUGUGGUGCUGGGCAGCUGCACGGCAGGAGGGGCUUAUAUUCCAGCCAUGGCUGAUGAGAGCAUUAUUGUGCACAAACAAGGCACCAUUUUCCUUGGUGGACCUCCUCUGGUAAAGGCUGCCACUGGAGAGGAAGUGUCUGGAGAGGACCUAGGGGGUGCAGACCUGCAUUGUAGAAAGUCAGGAGUCACUGACUACUAUGCACAAACAGAUGAACAUGCUCUGUACUUGGCACGUCGAGUGGUGCACAACUUGAACCGCAUCAAAGACCAUGGGGUGAGGGUGGAGACACCAGAAGAACCCUUGUACCCAGCAGACGAAAUCUAUGGAAUUGUGGGAGAUAACCUUAAAAAAGCAUUUGACGUGAGAGAGGUGAUAGCCCGUAUAGUUGAUGGUAGUCGCUUUGAUGAGUUCAAAUCCAUGUAUGGAGAAACACUGAUCACAGGUUUUGCAAGACUGUGGGGUUAUCCUGUUGGCAUCAUUGGUAACAAUGGUGUCUUGUUCUCUGAAUCAGCAAUGAAGGGCACCCACUUCAUUGAACUGUGUUGUCAGCGAAAUAUACCACUCAUCUUUCUGCAAAACAUCACUGGUUUCAUGGUUGGUCGUGAGGCAGAGGCCGGUGGUAUUGCCAAGCAUGGAGCAAAGAUGGUUACAGCAGUUGCCUGUGCAGAGGUGCCAAAGUUUACUGUCAUUAUUGGAGGCUCCUAUGGUGCUGGCAACUAUGGCAUGUGUGGUCGUGCUUAUGGUCCACGUUUCCUGUAUAUGUGGCCUAAUGCAAGGAUCUCUGUCAUGGGAGGAGAGCAAGCUGCCAACGUUUUGGCACAGAUACAACGUGAUCAACGUGCACGGGAGGGAAAAGAGUGGACUCAGUCAGAGGAGAAAGCACUGAAGGAACCAGUAAUGCUGAAGUAUGAGCAGGAGGGUAGUCCUUACUUCUCUAGCGCCAGGCUGUGGGACGAUGGCGUAAUUGAUCCAGUCAACACUCGCACAGUGUUGGGACUGAGUCUGAGUGCGGCACUCAAUGCACCUGCAAAAAAGACACGUUUUGGUGUAUUUAGAAUGUGAUAUUUAAAUACAAGGAAACUGGAUGUUCUAGAGCUGGACUCAAAGUUAUAAAAAUAAAAGGGUUAAAAAUUAUUUAUAAUCAUGUGUAUUAUAGUUGCUGAAGUUAUUUUUUUAUUAAAACUCAUCUGGCAGUUUACUGACAAGCAAGAGGAACGUAUGUAGUAUGCUAGUCUUGCAGUACUGUUUUGACUUCUUUCAGGCAGCUAUAUGAUUUAUAGUAUGAAUAUAAAUCAACUUUGAUACAGUGUUCUGUUUUAGAUAAAGAAAAGGAUGCACAACAAAGUGUGGGUAUAUUUAGUUCUGUUUACAUGUACUUUGCAUAAAGCAUGGACCAAGUUCAGUAAAAGUUAAUCACAUGUUC